UCAGAGAGAUAGCAGGAAACUCAGGUGUAAGGGCUCAGAAUGCCUCCACAAUCGAGCAGUAGCCUCCUCAAGCCAGAACCUAGUCCAGAAAUCUCACGACUUUUCACCUGGGAAGAGAUUGGGCUCCACUCUGGUCAGAAGAACUCCAAGCAAGAUAAGUGGCUGGUCAUCAACAGGAAAGUCUAUGAUGUCACCCAGUUCCAUUGGCAGCACCCUGGGGGAACUCGUGUCAUCAACCACUAUGCAGGACAGGAUGCUACGGAUGCCUUCACAGCUUUCCAUAAAGAUGAAGACCUAGUAAAGAAAUACCUGAAGGCACUGCUAAUUGGAGAAUUGUCCCCUGAUCAACCCAACUGUGAGCCCAGCAAAAAUGAAAUGCUAGUAAAUGAUUUUCGUGAACUGCACAACACUGUGAAGAGAAUGGGACUCCUGAAACCCAAUUAUUAUUUCUUCAUGUUCAUGUUUCUUCAUACCGUACUGCUUGAUAUUGGAGCCUGGCUCACUAUCUGGUACUUCGGAAAAUCCUGGAUACCAUUCCUUGUUGGUGCAGCACUAUUCGCCAUAAGCCAGGUCCAAUAUGGAUUUUUCCAGCAUGAUCUUGGACAUAUUUCAGUCUUUCAGAAGCCCAAGUGGAAUAGAGUGUUCCAUUUCAUUGUGACAGGAGGACUUAAGGGUGGGCCACCAAGUCAGUGGAACUUUAUGCAUAACCAGCAUCAUGCCAAACCUAACUGCUUCCGUAAAGACCCUGAUCUCAACAUGCACCCUUUCCUGUUCACCUUGGGAAAGCCACUUUCUGUGGAGCUUGGCAAAAAGAAGAAGAAAUACAUGCCUUACAAGUUCCAACAUUCAUAUUUUGCUUUCUUAGCUCCGUUGACUUUCAUAAUUUUUGUCCAGGGGGCUAUAGUCCGCUAUACGGUUAAGAGGAAAAAGUGGGUGGAGCUUAUUGUCGUCGUGCUCUUCAAUAUCCGUCUUGGUCUCAUGUAUGUUCCUUUAAUGGGAUUUAAGAGCUUCAUGGCAUUCUACUUCUUAUCCAGGUUCUUAGAAUCCAACUGGUUUCUUUGGGUCUCACAGAUGAACCACAUUCCAAUGAACAUUGAUUAUGACAAGAAUCUAGAUUGGGUCUCUGGCCAGCUUACAGCAACAUGCAAUGUGGACCAAUCCCUAUUCAACGACUGGUAUACAGGGCACUUGAACUUCCAGAUUGAGCAUCAUCUUUUCCCAACGAUGCCUCCUGACAUUGGCUCAUUAUUGGAAGCUGCGGCUCCAGAAGUCCCUCUGCGCCAAACAUAAGUUCAGUACCGCAAAUGCGUAAACCCUCUCUGCUCACUGCCU
Messenger RNA from Sphaerodactylus townsendi, 1332 nucleotides. RefSeq names its product acyl-CoA (8-3)-desaturase-like. Gene Ontology annotation, biological process: lipid metabolic process. The transcript has 11 exons. The record is from RefSeq and is a predicted model, not a curated record. NCBI's taxonomy places the organism in Eukaryota, Metazoa, Chordata, Lepidosauria, Squamata, Sphaerodactylidae. Gene Ontology annotation, molecular function: oxidoreductase activity, acting on paired donors, with oxidation of a pair of donors resulting in the reduction of molecular oxygen to two molecules of water. Bases 40 to 1290 code for a protein of 416 amino acids. Gene Ontology annotation, cellular component: membrane.